AUGGAAGACUUUCAAGUAUAUUUCGAAUUAUAUAGAUCUCAGCAACACGACUUACUAUACCCACUUAUCUUUUGGGAGUCUAUUUACGCCCUUGCUCAUGAUCGUGAUUUAAAUAGAUCCGUUUUAUUGGAUAAUGUAGGUUAUGACAAGAAAGCUAGUUUACUAAUUAUAAAACGUUUAAUUAGUCGAAUGUAUCAACAGAAUCGUUUUAUUAUUUCCUUUAAUGAUUCUAAUCAAAAUAAAUUUUUGGGGUACAACAAAAAUUUGUAUUCUCAAAUGAUAUCGGAGGGAUUUGCAGUCAUUGUGGAAAUUCCGUUUUCCCUACGAUUAGUAUCUUCCUUAGAGGAGACAGAAACCAUAAAAUCUUAUAAUUUACGAUCAAUUCAUUCAAUAUUUCCUUUUUUCGAGGACAAAUUUCCACAUUUAAAUUAUGCAUCAGAUGUACUCAUACCCUACCCUAUCCAUCUGGAAAUCUUGGUUCAAACCCUUCGCUACUGCAUGAAAGAUCCCUCCUCUUUGCAUUUAUUACGGCUCUUUCUUUACGAGUAUUAUAGUUGGAAUACUGUUAUUACUCCAAAAAAAUCCAUUUUUGCAAAAAGGAAUCAAAGAUUAUUCUUGCUCCUAUACAAUUCUUAUGUAGGUGAAUACGAAUCCAUUUACUUUUUCUCCGUAAUCAGUCUAAUCAUUUACGAUUAA
This is a messenger RNA of Argentina anserina (silverweed cinquefoil), 696 nucleotides long. Its product is annotated as maturase K-like. NCBI's taxonomy places the organism in Eukaryota, Viridiplantae, Streptophyta, Magnoliopsida, Rosales, Rosaceae. Gene Ontology annotation, cellular component: chloroplast. The record is from RefSeq and is a predicted model, not a curated record. Gene Ontology annotation, biological process: mRNA processing.